UUUUUUUCUAGUCUAUAUCAUUGUUUUGGCUUUUAGAUGUGUGAUAGUGAAAAUAACAACGUCCUGUAAAAUCUACACAAGAAAUACGUGAUAAACACCACCAAUGAUCAACUAAAUGAUGGAACCAACUUCCACUUUUUUGUUCUCCAAACUAGUCUAACAAGUUAUUUAAUUACUCCAUGAAAACAUGGCACUUUUGACCUCUCUCUCUCUCUCUCUCUCUCUCUCUUGGGAUUAUCGUGUAAACUAUAAUUUGUGAAGCUUUUUGUGCUAGUCUUUUUGCUACAAUCUCAUCUUUUCGUCUACCCUUUGGCGAUCAACGCAAUGAACCUUUCCAGCAAAACCAGCGUUCAGAGCAUUGGAGCCAUGGUUGUUGGAGACAUACAACUUUCGUCUAUACGAGGUUCAACUCUCAUAGAAUUUAUCUAAUUCAUUGCUCUAUAGUGUUGUAGCAUGGGAUGUAUCUUUUCUUUCUGAUCAACUAUGGAUAACGAGAACCAAAAGCCGAUAACUAGGAGGUUCCAGCAGUGGUUUAAGAGGAAGUACAAGAGACCUGACCCAUUUUUUCUGGGUGAAGUUUCAGAUUGGGCUGAAGAUGAAGGUGACAAUGACUUGGACGAUGUUUUUGAUAUGCCAAUGGACGAUGAUCCAUACGUAUCAAACCAUGAAUUAAGAGUCUUUGUGGGUACUUGGAAUGUUGCUGGAAGAUCUCCGGUAGGGAGUUUGGCUGUAGAUGUGGAUGAAUGGCUAAAUCUAAAAGACGCAGCUGACAUUUAUGUUCUUGGUUUUCAAGAGAUUGUUCCCUUAAUAGCUAAAAAUGUAAUUGGAGCAGAAGACCCAACAGAAGCAACAAACUGGAACCUGCUGAUUGGGAAAACUCUCGAAGACAAAUACGGGUGCCCUUGGUUAACACCUCUGUUGAAUCCAAUAACGAGCGACGAUCAUCAAUAUCCUGCAGUUUCUGACACCGAAAGAAGAUUAAGUGUUAGCAGCCAAGCUACGACUCCAAUAAGAAGUCAGCCAAGGUUCCUACAGAGUAGAUACAAGCUCAUGGCAAGCAAGAAGAUGGUUGGAGUCUUCGUAACAGUGUGGAUGAAGAGGGAAUUGCUUACGAGGUAUUGCGUGUCAAGUGUGAAAGUUUGUUCGGUGGCUUGUGGUAUCAUGGGUUAUUUGGGAAACAAAGGAUCAGUUACAGUAAGCAUGUCAAUUGAAGGAACUAGUUUUUGCUUCGUUGCUGCCCACUUGGCUUCUGGUGAGAAGAAAGGGGAUGAAGGGCGAAGGAAUUACCAAGUGUCAGAGAUUUUUAGGCGAACUUCUUUCCCUCGACUCCCUCAAGACGGCAAUAAUUUUCAUCCUCUCACCAUCUUAGGACAUGAGAUAUUCUGGUUUGGGGAUCUAAACUAUAGGCUAUGUUUGGAAGACAACUUAGCCAGGCAACUGAUAAAGAAACAAGACUGGAGUGCACUUCAAGAGUUUGAUCAGCUACGAAAGGAACUAUACGAUGGUGGAGUAUUCCAAGGUUGGAAAGAAGGAAACCUCGAGUUUGCUCCUACCUACAAGUAUUCUUCAUCAAAUUGCAAUCACUACUCGGGUGGUCUUUCAAAUAGAGCAGGAGAAAAGCAACGAACUCCAGCAUGGUGUGACAGGAUUUUGUGGUAUGGUAAAGGAGUGAAGCAACUUUCCUAUUUUCGAGGUGAGAGUAAGUUCUCAGAUCAUCGGCCUGUCUCUGCUCUUUUCUCGACACAAAUUGAAGUUGUGAAGUCAACAAAUCCAAGGGUCAUUCCUUUCCAACCAAUUAUUACCACCAUAAAUCCUCCCAACCAAACUGGGCAGGGCAAGGGUAAAGAAGAGGCCACGUCUACGUUGCUCUCAUUGAUUACGGAGGAUAUAGAAGCAUUGCCAAGUCACGAGCAAAAGCUGUAAAUCAAACAGGAGAUCGAUGUUUCAAAUGGCAUUAAACUAGUUAUAACUUGUACUCUUGAAAGCAGGCCUGUGGAGCAUAAAUUUGAAAUCUUCUCCCUUUCCCAUU
Molecule: messenger RNA, 2029 nt
Organism: Camellia sinensis
Lineage: Eukaryota; Viridiplantae; Streptophyta; Magnoliopsida; Ericales; Theaceae
Source: RefSeq, a predicted model, not a curated record